CGCGCAUGCGCGCCAACGGCACGUCCUAUAUAAGGCCCCGCGAGCCCGCAUGCGCGUGGAGACGGUUGGGCUUUCCCCCCCUGCUCGGGCGAAGAUGUCGCGGUAUGGCCGUUACGGUGGAGAAACCAAAGUAUAUGUUGGUAAUCUAGGAACUGGUGCUGGUAAAGGUGAACUUGAGAGAGCUUUCAGCUACUACGGACCAUUACGCACAGUAUGGAUUGCGCGAAAUCCUCCAGGAUUUGCGUUUGUUGAGUUUGAAGACCCAAGAGAUGCUGAAGAUGCAGUUCGUGGGCUAGAUGGAAAAGUGAUCUGUGGCUCUAGGGUUAGAGUGGAGUUAUCAACCGGUAUGCCACGCCGGUCUCGCUAUGAUAGACCCCCAGCGCGCCGGCCAUUUGAUCCCAAUGAUAGAUGUUAUGAGUGUGGCGAGAAAGGUCAUUAUGCUUAUGACUGUCAUCGCUACAGUCGUCGGAGAAGAAGCAGGUCACGCUCUCGAUCUCAUUCAAGGUCCAGAGGAAGGAGAUAUUCUCGCUCACGUAGCCGAAGCCGUGGCCGGAGAUCCAGGUCUGUCUCUGCUCGGAGAUCAAGAUCACUCUCCCCUCGGAGAUCCAGAUCUGUCUCGCCACGCAGAUCCCGUUCAGGUUCUUUAAAAAGAUCAAGGUCUCGGUCAAGGUCAAGAUCCAGGUCCAGGUCCGUUUCACGACCCAGAAGCAGCCGUUCCAAAUCAAGAUCACCAUCUUUAAAGAGAAGUUUUGAUAUGAGCCAUUUAUAUCCAUUCUCCAUUAACUCAGGUCGUUCGCCAUCAGGAAGCCCUCGAAGGAGUGUGAGUCCUGAAAGACUGGAUUAGAAUUGCAAAGAACGUGAUAGGAAGAAUUUUGUUUACGUUAUUUUAAGGGAUUUCUUUGGUGUUAUUGACAAAUGUAAGGAUUUAGUUGAUUGAAAACCUUUUCUAGGGCUAACGCAGCGAGGAUCUUGAUCUUCUAGUAAAAUCUGUAAAAGCUGCUACAUUAGACUAGUGCACAAUUUCUGUAUGUAAUAACAUCCUGUGAUCUGAAAAGUGGGUCUUUUUAUGGGCACAUGAAAUAAAAUGUGUAUUUCUAA
This is a messenger RNA of Podarcis muralis (Common wall lizard), 1098 nucleotides long. It is a transcript of the gene SRSF7, whose product is annotated as serine and arginine rich splicing factor 7. NCBI's taxonomy places the organism in Eukaryota, Metazoa, Chordata, Lepidosauria, Squamata, Lacertidae. The record is from RefSeq and is a predicted model, not a curated record. Gene Ontology annotation, molecular function: RNA binding; zinc ion binding.